UUGUUUUCGAAUUAUUAUUGAUCAAAUAUGAAAUUUGACAGUAAAAGUUGAUAAUUGGCAUAGGGCCUGGAUCAAGUCUCUGUGACGUAACUUAAGGAACAAGUCAAGCGCUUGUUAUCAACGAUUAGAUGGCGGAGUUGAAUUCUGAUUCGGAGUAUGAUUAUAUUCCCGGUUAUGUCAUCGAAGAUUAAACAAGGAACAUUAAUGACCAGGAAUAUAAUAUAAUAGAUGAAAAUCACGGCGAGUCCGAGUCCUAUCUAUACGCUGAUGAACCAAUGGCCGAACAAGCAUGGUAUGAAGACUACGUGGAAAAGUCAAAUGAACAUAAAAAGCAAUUUGAAAUGCUACAAAAAAGACUUGAUCACACAGUUGAGUUGAGUUCUUGGUGCAAGUGUGGUUUUUGUCAAGUUACACUUCUUCAGAAUCCUCUAGAGGCCUGGUGCUGCCAAGAACUUAAGUCUGUAGCUGAAAGCUUAACACACCAGUCGGUUCUGGCAGAUCUGUCAACUAUUCCAUGUUGUGUCACUCUACACCCAGGUUUCAGACCAGUUUGUUUGGAAAAGUGGUCGCUAAAAAUGGCUGCUAGGAAAUACAAAACCAGAGAACAAAGACGAUACAGAGAAACAGGAUCUGAAAACAUGUAUGAUAGCAUAUUAUGUUAUUUCCCAGUAUUUAAGUAUAUUUUAGUGUUAUGACACAUUAGUAAUGAUUUGGCUUUAUAUUCA
This is a messenger RNA of Xenia sp. Carnegie-2017, 725 nucleotides long. RefSeq lists its product as uncharacterized. The record is from RefSeq and is a predicted model, not a curated record. NCBI's taxonomy places the organism in Eukaryota, Metazoa, Cnidaria, Anthozoa, Malacalcyonacea, Xeniidae. Bases 276 to 695 code for a protein of 139 amino acids. The transcript has 2 exons.